This is a messenger RNA of Aethina tumida (small hive beetle), 3266 nucleotides long. RefSeq names its product cullin-4B. The record is from RefSeq and is a predicted model, not a curated record. Lineage: Eukaryota; Metazoa; Arthropoda; Insecta; Coleoptera; Nitidulidae. The transcript is spliced from 5 exons. Gene Ontology annotation, cellular component: Cul4-RING E3 ubiquitin ligase complex. The coding region runs from base 423 to 2744 and encodes 773 amino acids. Gene Ontology annotation, biological process: ubiquitin-dependent protein catabolic process; DNA damage response; protein ubiquitination. Gene Ontology annotation, molecular function: ubiquitin protein ligase binding.
AUUGUAAUGAAAUUUGUUGUGUUUUAAGUAGUUCAAAUUCCCCGCUUGCCGUUGUCAGUCUGUCUGUCCCAUACAUUAAAUACGGGUCUGUCCUAUGUCAAAAACGCUCUGUUGUAAUAAUUUUGUUUUACUUGGGUUUUUUGAGUGUUUGAUAUUAAUAAUUGUCGUAAGGAAUUUAGUUUAAAGUGUUUAGUUUUUGUUGUUAACUACCAGAACACGUUGUUGCAAAAGCAAUUAUGAACCCAUGUCGAAUUGUACAAUUGUGACAAUCACCAAAACAUCCAGUGUUUUGUUCAAGAACUAGCGUUCAAACUCCUUUCCCAAACUUCUCCUCCAAGAGAAGGCCGCUGUGAUUUAAUAUGUGUUAAUAAUUAACGCAGCCCAAACGAUUUAACCAACGUGAGUGAUUGUGAUGCUUUCUUAUGUUAAGGCACAGUAGAAAGAGAAAACGCUCCGGAACCAGAAAUCAGGAAACUAUGACCGAUAAUACGUUGGACAGGAACAGGAGAGCGAAUUUUUCCAACGUUCCCAACAAUGGCAUGAACCGGAACCUGAACCUGCUUAACAUAAAACCGACCACUGCUAAGAAAAUUGUGAUAAAAAACCUAAAAAGUGAGCCCAAGUUACCUGACGACUACAGGGACACAACAUGGGAGAAACUGAGCAGUGCCGUGUUGGCAAUACAGCAACAAAAACCGAACCAAUAUUCACUGGAGGUUCUGUAUCAGGCUGUCGAGAACAUGUGCAACCAUAAAAUGGCCGCUACCCUGUACACCAAACUGUCAGGACUAAUAGAGUGCCAUGUGUCCAGGAAAAUUGAACAGUUUAUAUCCGAGUCCAUGGAUAGGUUGUUGUUUUUGAAAAAGAUGAACGAGACGUGGUUGGCGCACUGCAACCAAAUGAUAAUGAUACGGAGUAUAUUUCUUUAUUUAGAUAGGACAUAUGUGUUGCAAAAUGCCAAUAUUUCCUCUAUAUGGGAUUUAGGACUGGAGCUGUUUAGUAAAUACAUUUUACUUAACAUUUUAGUGCAGACCAGAGUUGUUGAGGGUUUGCUCAUGUUAAUCGAAAAAGAAAGACAAGGGGAUAACGUAGAUAGGACACUUUUAAAAUCUUUGUUGAGAAUGUUGACAGACCUACAAAUUUAUGAUCAGGCGUUCGAACAAAAGUUUUUAAUGUCAACAGAAAGAUUGUAUGCCUCAGAGGGUCAGAGAUUAAUGCAGGAAUUGGAAGUGCCGGACUACCUAGCCCAUGUUAAUAAAAGAAUAACGGAAGAAAACGAACGAGUGCAUCACUACUUGGAUCCAGGCACUAAAUACCAACUGAUACACACUGUUGAAAAGCAAUUGUUAAGUGAACACGUUACGAACUUAUUACAAAAGGGGCUGGACAGCCUCUUAGAGGAAAAUAGAACUGCUGAUUUAACCUUGUUGUAUCAAUUGUUUAGUAGAGUUAAGAACGGACUGACAGAAUUGUGCACUUCAUUUAAUGCCUUCAUUAAAAAACGCGGCAGAACUAUUGUGAUCGAUCCCGAAAAGGACAAAACUAUGGUACAGGAAUUGCUCGAUUUUAAGGACGCAAUGGACAACAUAGUUGCAUGCUGCUUCAACAAGAACGAGAAGUUUAGCAAUUCCCUAAAAGAGGCCUUCGAACAUUUCAUUAACCAGAGAACCAAUAAACCGGCAGAAUUAAUCGCGAAAUUCGUCGACAUGAAGUUGCGCAAAGGGAACAAGGAAACGACGGAGGAGGAGCUGGAGAAACUCCUGGAUAAAAUCAUGGUCCUCUUCCGAUUCAUUCACGGCAAGGACGUGUUCGAGGCGUUCUACAAGAAGGACCUGGCUAAGCGUCUUCUCGUAGGUAAAUCGGCCAGUGUGGACGCCGAGAAGAGCAUGUUGAGCAAGCUGAAGCAGGAAUGUGGUGGUGGGUUCACCUCCAAGCUUGAGGGCAUGUUCAAAGACAUGGAAUUGAGCAAGGACAUAAACGUGGCGUUCAAGCAACACUUGAACGUCCAACACAACCUGGCCCAAAUCGAUAUGACUGUGAAUAUUCUGACGAUGGGUUACUGGCCAACUUAUCAACCCAUGGACGUCACGUUGCCCGAUCAGAUGGUUAAGUUUCAGGAUAUAUUUAAAGAGUUUUAUUUAAGUAAACACAGUGGUAGAAAACUACAGUGGCAGCCGACUCUGGGCCACUGUGUGCUGAAGGCUAGGUUUAAAACGGGCCAAAAGGAACUGGUGGUUUCUCUGUUCCAAACUUUAGUUAUACUCUUGUUUAAUAAAUACGACGAGGUUUCGUUCGAAUACGUCAAAGAGGCAUUGAAUAUUGAGGACAGUGAGUUGAGAAGAACACUUCAAUCGCUUGCUUGUGGUAAAGCUCGGGUGCUGAACAAAAUACCGAAGGGCAGGGAGAUCGAGGACAAUGACAAAUUCAGAUUUAACAACGACUUCGUUCAUAAUUUGUUUAGAAUCAAGAUCAAUCAGAUUCAGAUGAAAGAAACUACUGAAGAGCAAAAGGCUACGGAAGAGCGAGUGUUCCAAGACAGACAAUACCAGAUUGAUGCGGCCAUUGUCCGGAUUAUGAAAAUGAGGAAGACGCUCAGUCAUAACUUACUUAUCAGUGAAUUAUAUUUACAACUGAAAUUUCCGGUUAAACCCGCAGAUUUGAAGAAACGCAUCGAAUCAUUGAUCGACAGGGAUUACAUGGAAAGGGACAAGGACAACCCGAAUCAAUACAACUACGUUGCUUAGAUGAAAGUCCCUGUCAUUUUUGUUGUUAAGAUUACGCAAACUAGUAGAUUUACAAUAAAAAAAAACCAUCCAAGUUCUAGUCCAGUUCAUUUCUGGCUAAAUGCUGCGUUGUAAAUAUAUUUGCAGAUGCGUAAACGUACGAAGUACAUAUUUCACUUUUGUUUAAAUUUAGAAGUUCAUUCUGUAAAUACAUGACACUUUGAAAUUAUAAUUUAGUGUAUAUACCAAUAUUUCGAGUUUACUAUACUAUUUGGUGUUGAUGCUUUAUUUUUAUUUUAUAAUUAAUUCGUUGUAUAAUGAUUAUAAUUGUUUGAAGUUUAAUCAGUCUGAUUUGGCCAUAUUAAUACGACUAAUCAAACUUAAAAGAUUAAACUGUAAGAGCUAUAAUUGAUCAUUAUACAAAUCAGGUUAAACCAUUUCAUACAUUGUGGAAUGAAUUUAUUUUAAUCAAAUUUAUAAUUUUAUUAAAUUUGGUUUUUUGAAAAUUUGUAAUCUCAAUUGUCAAUAAAGUCUGGUUUUGAA